AUGGGUUUUUUAAAAAUCGGAACCCCUUUAAGUUGGGAAGAUGUGCAAAAUGUCAAAUCAUUAAUCAGAUUAUACGGAAUAUUACAAUUUGUUCAUUCUUAUAAAUGUAAUAAGGAUCGCAAUGAUGAGCAUAUUAUGUUUGGCGAUGAGAUUGAAUAUAUAGUUAUAAGAAAUGAUGAUAAAUUAAAAGAAUCAUCUGCACUUUUAUGUGCUACUGAUUUGAUUGAUGAGAUGAUGAACUUAGAAAGUGGGACAGAUUGUCAAUAUGGGUCUCAUUGGACUCCUGAAUAUUCUUCUUUUACAAUUGAAGGUACACCAUCAGUUCCAUUUAAAUUUGAAUUUAAUUCAUCAUAUUUUAUUGAACAUUGCAUGAAAAUUCGAAGACAUAAAUUAAAUAAUGUUUUAAGUGGCUUACCAGGUGUUCGAGUCAUAACACUCCCAUGUUACCCUAACGUACUUUUAGACAAUAGUCUCAUGAUGGCAAAAAGAAUAAACCUUGAAAAUAAAAAACAAAAAAAAAAUGAAAAAAAUAAACAAGAAAUAAUAGACACAUCUCCUAUAGAUUAUAAUUCCAUAAAAAUUAAUCAAACAAUUCAAAAGGUAGAAAAUGGUGAAGAAAAUAAUGAAGAAAAUGAAACAAAAAAACAACCUUCUCAAAAAAGUGAAACUAAAAUUAUUAGCAUUGAUAUUAUAUCAGAUAUUGAUGAAAACAAAUCAACCCAUUUUGUUAGUUCCGAUAUUGCUCAACAUAAAUAUGAUGAUCUAUUAAUUCCUGAUAUAUCUAUGGAUGGGGAUGAUAGUAAUAAUAGAAAGAAUAUAAAAAAUGAUGACGUUGUUGAUAAGGGUGAUGAAGCAAAUGAAAACGCAGGCAUCGAAGGAGAAGAUAAUAUUUAUAUGCCAACAAUAAAAGAAGAUUCCAUAUUUAAAUGUGAAUUAUUUAAACCUGAAAUAACAAAUGAAUAUAGUAAUAGUUGUUUAGUUACUGAUAUGGUUAUUAGUCCUCAUUCAAGAUAUGUAACACUAACUAAGAAUAUAAGAAAAAGAAGAGGAACUAAAGUUAUAUCUUUUAAUGAAAUAUAUAAAGAUGUACAUACAGAAAAUAUGGAUAUAUGGAAACUAUCUUUAGAUAAAAAUGAUGAUAGACUUUUUAAAAAAAAAUUUAAAAAAAAAACUUUAGAUGCUCAUCUCAUUUGGAAUAAAUCAAUGACAAACGAGAAAAAAAUUGAAAAAGUUGAAAAAGCUGAAAAAAAUGCUGAAAAAAAAAAAGUAGAAAAAAUUGAAGAACAAAAUGACAAAACCGAAUUAUUGGACAAAGUAAUAAAACACAGUCUGUUUAGUAACAUAGAUGAUGAUGAAGAUUAUGUAUAUUCUUAUAAUCGUGAAUUUAUAGAAGAAUAUUCAAAAAAAUGUAAAAACCCAAUUAAAAAUUAUGUAUAUUUAGAUGCCAUGUUUUUUGGUAUGAGUAUGUGUUGUCAACAAAUUACAAUGUCUUUUCAAACAAUUGAUGAUGCAAAAUAUGUAUAUGAUCAGCUAGCUGUUAUUGCACCAUUAUUUUUAGCUAUAACAGCAUGUACACCAUAUUUAGGUGGAUUCUUAACUGAAACAGAUGCACGAUGGAGAGUUAUAUCAAAUAGUGUCGAUUGUAGAACAGAAGAUGAAUUGUCUUACAUUUCAAAACCAAGAUAUUCAGGAAUAUCUUUAUACAUAUCUGAUGAGUUACCAUUAAAAAAUAAUUAUUAUUUUUACAACGAUAUUGAUAUUGUUUUAAAUAAAAAUGUUUAUGAUAAAUUAAUAAAAGAAAAUGUAGAUGAAUAUUUGGCUAGACAUAUUUCAUCAUUAUUUGUUCGUGACCCAAUUGUAGUAUUUGAAGGUUCAUUUAGUGAGCAAGAUAUUAGUACAAUAAAAAAUAUUAUAAAUGAAAAAAAUGAAAAUGUUAAUAAUUCUAAAAUGUGGACUGAAGAAGAAAUGAAUAAAAUAUAUUUAAGUGAUGAUUUUGAAUUUUUAGAAGAUUAUAAAGAAAAAGUAUUAUCAUCACAUCAACAUUUUGAAAAUUUCCAAAGUACAAAUUGGAAUAGUGUUCGAUUUAAACCACCACCAAUAUUAGAUAAUUAUUUAACUGGUCCUAGCUCAAUUGGAUGGAGAGUUGAAUUUCGAACUCCUGAUAUACAAAUAACAGACUUUGAAAAUGCUUCUGUUGUUGCAUUAAUUAUGGUAUUGUCAAAAUUUAUAUUAAAAAAAAAAUUAAAUUUAUAUAUACCUAUGUCUAAACUAGAAGAAAAUUUAUUUAGAUCAUCUAAACGUGAUGCAAUAUUAAAGGAAAAAUUUUAUUUCCGCAAUGAUAUAAAUUAUGAUACAUCAAAUAAUGAUAUAGAAGAAAAAAGUAUUUAUGAAAUAUUUUUUAAUAAAACUAAUGGAAUUUUAUAUUUAUGUUCUUUAUAUAUAGAAGAACAAUUUGAACAAGGUCUAAUUAAUUUAUCAGCAAAAAAUAAAAUUAAUGAAUAUAUACAAUUUAUUGAAUUAAGAUGUAAAGGUGAAAUAUCUACUGGUGCAUCAUUUUUAAGAAAGUUUAUUUUAAAUCAUCCAUCAUAUGAAAAAAAUUCAUAUAUAAAUAAUCAAAUUAAUUAUGACCUUUGUAAAUUAAUAUCGGAUAUAGGUAAAGGUGAAAUUGCUCCUUAUGAAUUAUUAGGUGGUUUUGUUGAUCCCCAUAAAGAGAGAAUUAAAAAUAAUUUAAGACGUAUUAGUAAAAGACAAUAUUUAAAAUCAUUAGCAUAUAAAUUUAUUUCAGGAGAAGACUAUACUCAAUAUCUUCUCCUUAAUGAAGAUCUAAAACAUGAUAAAGAUUUUUUUAUUCAAAAUAAAAAUACAAAUUAUGAGGAAUCUGAUGAAUCCAUUGAUGAUAACAUGCUUGAAUUUGGGAAAAAACUUUACCAAUUCAGUGCAUAG
Messenger RNA from Plasmodium vinckei vinckei, 2943 nucleotides. Its product is annotated as gamma-glutamylcysteine synthetase, putative. Gene Ontology annotation, molecular function: glutamate-cysteine ligase activity. The transcript has a single exon. Lineage: Eukaryota; Apicomplexa; Aconoidasida; Haemosporida; Plasmodiidae. The record is from RefSeq and is a predicted model, not a curated record. Gene Ontology annotation, biological process: glutathione biosynthetic process. Bases 1 to 2943 code for a protein of 980 amino acids.